CUCCGUCAACAGAUCGAGAUGGUCUGGCGUGAUGCUCGGCGACGCAAACAUGGUCGCUCCGGCUUUGAGCUGGAGUUAUUUGUCUACAGGAAGAAGCCGGCCUGCCAACGCGCUACCCAGCCGCGCAUCCAAGAGCAGCUACCUAGAGUAGCGGGAUUUCUUCGUGAACGGCAAGUAUCGGCUAGACCAGCAACGACACUCUAUUUUGCUACAACCCAGGUCAGACAGCCGCCUGAAGCUCCUCUCGAAGUGCCAACUAAGACCCCGACCAAUUUCGUAGUGCCGACCAAUUUUAUGUUGCACAACUAUCAUCCAAUUACACCAUGCAAUUGA
Phytophthora sojae is the source of this 333-nucleotide messenger RNA. RefSeq lists its product as hypothetical. The transcript has a single exon. The record is from RefSeq and is a predicted model, not a curated record. Lineage: Eukaryota; Oomycota; Peronosporomycetes; Peronosporales; Peronosporaceae. The annotation marks the transcript as partial.